GAAUUUUUUUUUUUUAUUUUAAUUUCCAACCUUGCUAAACAAUAGAAACAACUUGUCGUUUUAUGUUUGUGUAAUUGAAGUAAGAAGUUUGAAGGAAAUAGGUCAUGUAUAUUCCUAUCCCAUCACCCUAGGAAAGUGAAAGUGAAAUAAAUAUGUUGCUACAGGCUAACAGCCUACAACCCUAUUACUAAUUAGCUAUAAAAUAAAAUAAUUGUCGCUCUAAGAUAAUGCUUUGAAAAUGGAACCUUGGUGAAUGUAAAUGCCAAUGAGAUCGAAAUCUUCAGCAGCCUAGCUAGUUGUGUAAGCAAGAGAAGGGAAAGAAAGGAAAGAAAAAACUAAACAGACUGGUAGAUGGAUACGUAAUUGUGAGCUUGAAAUUCAUUAAAGUUGGUGAUUGGUUUUGUGCAAAGUAUUUGGAACAGAUCUGACUUGUACAAUUUGUUUAGAACAUGAGCAAUGUUGGUGGAGUUGAUCUUGUCUCCAUUCGUAUUGAUAAAAAGCUUGCUGAUUUUACUCCAAAUGAUCCGGAGUGUUGUAUAUUUAGAGUGCAUACCCAGUUACGCAAGGUAAAUGAGAAAGCAUACGAACCUAAACUGCUUGCCAUUGGUCCUUACCACCAUGGCAAGGAUGAGUUGAAGCAGAGGGAAUAUCACAAAUUGCUGUAUUUACAACAACUUCUUCGAAGGAGAAACGAAAGCAGUGUGGAAAGAUACAUUAAAGCCAUGAGAGAAUUGGAAGGAAAAGCUCGUAGAUUCUAUGAAGAACCCAUUAGCCUAACCACGGAUGAGUUUGUAGAAAUGAUGCUUCUUGAUGGGUGUUUCAUCAUUGAGUUGUUUCGCAAGUGGGAAAAGGAGGAGCUAAGAGAUGAAUGUGACCCAAUCUUCCAAUUGGGUUGGAUACCCUAUAGCUUAUUGCGUGAUGUACUGCUAUUCGAAAACCAACUUCCAUUCUUUGUUCUCACUAAAUUGUUCGAGAUGACUCAGGUUCCCAACCAGGAGAACAACCUUAUUUCUAAUUUCAUAAUCGCUUUCAGAAUUUUAAUAUUACCAAGGAGAGGCCAAACAGAAUCAAUUGAUGAAUCGCUCCAAAACACUGGGCAUCUAUUUGUUUUGGCCCCUUACAUUAGGAAUCAAGUAGAUUCCCAAAACAUUGGGCAUCUACUUGCUUUGGCACAUAAAUCUGUCACUACUCCACCACAUGUAGAAAUCAGUACAGGUGGGAAUGAUGUAGAUGAGGAAGAUUGGAAGUCGAUACCUUGUGCCACAGAGCUUAAGGAGGCUGGAGUCAAAUUCAAGAAGCUAGAGACAGGUGGCUUCUUUGACAUAAAGUUCAACAAUGGGGUCAUGAAAAUUCCACUUUUGAAAAUAGAUGAUCAAACAGAAUCUAUCUUCCGAAAUUUGAUUGCGUAUGAGCAAUACAGUCAAAAUAAUAAUCUCAAAUACUUCACAGAAUAUAUGAACUUCAUGGAUAAUCUCAUCAACUCUCCAAAGGAUGUUGAAUUACUUCGUCGACGAGGAAUUAUUGAAAAUUGGUUGGGUGAUGAUGAAGCUGUCUCCACCAUGUUUAACAAGAUUAGUCACAAUGUUGCUAUAACCAACUUAUGUUAUGCUCAAAUUCUCAGAGAUGUGAACAAGCAUUGCAGAAGACGUCAGAAUGUGUGGAUAGCAAAUUUGAGGCACAACUACUUCAACGGUCCUUGGGCAUUGAUUUCAUUUCUUGCAGCUGCUUUUUUGCUCAUACUUGCUUUAACACAGACCAUAUUUACCGUUCUUGCUUACUUUGUUUCCAGAAAGUAAUAACAAGUUCCUGAUAAUUUUGUUCCCUUAGUUUAUAUAACAUAACUGUGGAAUAAUGUUUUAGUAAUUCAAUGACUUAAAUGGCUCCUCACGAAAUCUUUCUGCUGAGCUAGAGUCAUCUUUGUUGAAUCCUAAUGGCUAUUGUCAUGCAUGGGAACCACCUUAGAGUUUGUUUAUGGGUUUGUAAUAAUGUUCUAGACAUCAAUGGAACUGUUGGCUUAUUUUCGAUUUCCAAAUGAAACUCUGUGUAUCUCUCUCGAUCAUUCAUGAAUCUAAUAUGGCAAUUUGUUCCUAAUUAGCUAGAAAGUGGCUAGAUUUUAUUUUAUUUUAUUUGAAACCAUAAAAAAUAGAAGGACGGAAUGUGUGAAACAAUUACCAUCCAGAUUCGCGUCAUGGCUGAGGUUGUCCUUUUUCUAAAUUUAUUUGGAUCAACAUAGGCUUCAUUUGGGCAAACAUUAUAUAUACUUCAUAGUUUAUUAUAUAUACAAUGGAGGGCUAACUGCUAACUAAAUUAUAAUUUUACACAAAUUUAUUACUUUUAUAGUUUCUGUCCAAAUUUGCGUCGUGGGCUUCAUUUAUCAUUGAUACGGGCUUCAUUUGAGCAACUGGGGAUUGCACAGUGUUGACUAGACCGAGCAAAUUAAGGCGGCGUCUGAGUCAACAUUUCCUCGACGACUUAGCGGCAUAGGAAUUUUCACUUGCUCUUUCUCUACCACUUGCUCUUGUAACUCAACAUUUUUGUGGCCUAUUCUUUGUGUUUUCCAUUGAAGCUAAAGAAACAAUCUGCAGAGGCGACCUACUGUGAGUGUUCAAAGAGGUAAUAAGUUUUCUGCAAUAUAGUGUUUCUUUUGGAAUAUGAUGCUUGUUGAUAGAGCUGAUCCUGUCUCCAUUUGUAUUCAUGAAAAGCUUGCUGAGUUGACUCCGAAUGCCCCAUAAUGUUGUAUAUUCAGAGUGCAUACCCAGUUACGCAAGACAAAUGACAAGGCAUAUGACCCUCAGCUGCUUGCCAUCGGCCCUUACCACUGCGGCAAGGAUGACUUAAGGCUUAUGGAAGAUCACAAAUUGCGCUAUUUACAACUACUUCUUCAAAGGAGAAGAGAGAGCAAUGUGGAAACAUACAUUAAGGCCAUUAGAGAAUUGGAAGGAAGAGCUCAUGAAUUCUAUGCAGAACCCAUUAGCCUAAAUACAGACGAGUUUGUAGAAAUGAUGUUACUUGAUGGGUUUUUUUAUCAUUGAGUUGCUUCGCAAGCAUGGUGAUCGAAUGGAUGAAUGUGACCCAAUCUUCCGAUUGGAUUGGAUGUUCUAUAGCCUAGGGCGUGAUUUACUGUUAUUCGAAAACCAAAUUCCAUUCUUUCUUCUCACCAAAUUGUUCGAGAUGACAGAGGUUCCUGACGAGCAGGACAACGUUAUUGAUCUAGCCAUGUUUUUUUUCCACGACUCGUUAUUACCAUGUAAAGGCCAUAUAUGUGAAUCAAGUCAUGAGUCACUCCAAAACAUUGGGAAUCUACUUGCUUUGCUACAUAAAUCAUUCACUUCGCCAUCUGUAGAAAAUGGGAGAGGUGUGAAUAUUGUAGAUGAGGAAGAGUACUGUAAUUCGAUACCCAGUGCCACAGAGCUUCAAGAGGCUUGAGUCAAAUUAAAGAAGCUAGAGGGAGUCAACUUGUUUCACAUAAAGUUCAACAAUGGGGUAAUGGAAAUUCCACUUCUGCAUAUAGAAGAUCGAUCAGAAUUUAUUUUCAGAAAUUUGAUUGCAUAUGAGCAAUAUAGUCAAAAUAAUAAUUUCAAAUACGUAACAGACUAUUUGGCCUUCAUGGAUUAUCUCUCAUCAACUCUUCAAAAGAUGUUGAAUUGCUUCGUCGACGAGGAAUUAUUGAAAAUGGGUUGGGUGAUGAUGAAGCUGUCUCCACCAUGUUUAACAAGAUUGGUCACUGUCUGACUGUCGUGAUAUCCGACUUCUGUUAUGCUCAAAUUUUCAGCAAUUUGAAGAAGCAUUGCAAAAGACGUCAAAAUGUGUGGAUGGCGAAAUUGAGGCGCCACUAUUUCAACAGUCCUUGGGCAUUGAUUUCAUUUCUUGCAGCUGCCUCAUUGCUGCUACUUGCUUUAACACAAACCAUUUUUUCCAUUCUUUCUUACACUUUUCCCACAAAGUAACUUAUACCUGAUAAUUUUGUUCCCUUAAUUAGUUCAUAUACAUACUUUUGGAAUAAUGUUUUAGUAAUUCAAUGACUUAAAUGGCUCCUCAGCAAAUCUUUCCGCUGAGCGCUAUAUAGUCAUCAAUUUGUUGAAUUCCCAUGGCUAUUGUCAUGGGAACCACCUUAGAGGUUGCUUAUGGGUUUGUAAUAAUGUUAUAGACAUCAAUGAAAUUGUUGGCUUGGUUA
Molecule: messenger RNA, 4174 nt
Organism: Corylus avellana
Lineage: Eukaryota; Viridiplantae; Streptophyta; Magnoliopsida; Fagales; Betulaceae
Source: RefSeq, a predicted model, not a curated record